This is a messenger RNA of Quercus robur (English oak), 1583 nucleotides long. Its product is annotated as fasciclin-like arabinogalactan protein 1. The record is from RefSeq and is a predicted model, not a curated record. Gene Ontology annotation, biological process: shoot system development; root development. The transcript has a single exon. Gene Ontology annotation, cellular component: plasma membrane. NCBI's taxonomy places the organism in Eukaryota, Viridiplantae, Streptophyta, Magnoliopsida, Fagales, Fagaceae. Bases 121 to 1359 code for a protein of 412 amino acids.
CUCACUUCCCUCCCCUCACUGUCUCUCUCCUUCCCUCAGAGCUCACACACAGAGCUCUCACUGCUACUUCCUCUCAGCCCAAAACGCCACCGUUUUCUUUCCACUUUCUCAAAAACUACAAUGCAGCUCCGUUCAGUUACGACGGUUACUCUCCUUUCCAUUUCCCUCCUUUUCAUCUUCAUUUCCAACGCCCACGCGCACAACAUCACGCGCCUACUCGCCGACCACCCUGAGUUCUCGACCUUCAACCACUACCUCUCCCUCACGCACCUCGCCGGCGAGAUCAACAGCCACACCACCAUAACCGUCUGCGCCGUCGACAACGCCGCCAUGUCCGACCUCCUCUCCACCCACCCUUCCAUCUACACCGUCAAGAACAUCCUCUCCCUCCACGUCCUCCUCGACUACUUUGGCGCCAAAAAGCUCCACCAGAUCACCAACGGCACCGCCUUGGCCGCCACCAUGUUCCAGGCCACCGGCUCCGCCCCUGGCUCCUCCGGCUUCGUCAACAUCACCGACCUCAAGGGCGGAAAGGUCGGCUUUUCCCCCGAGGACAACAAUAACCAGAUCAACACCUAUUUCGUCAAAUCUGUCAAAGAAAUCCCCUACAAUAUCUCCGUCAUCCAGAUCAGCAAGGUCCUCCCGUCUGACGUGGCGGCGGCUCCGGCUCCCGGUCCGGCCGAAACGAACAUAACCGCCGUCAUGUCCGCUCACGGUUGCAAAGUCUUCGCCGACACUCUUAUUGCUGACGUGGACGCCGAGAAGACCUUUGAGAGCAGUGCCGAAGGUGGAUUGACGGUGUUUUGUCCAGUUGACGACGCUUUCAAGGCGUUUUUGCCGAAGUACAAGAAUUUGACGGCGGCGAGGAAAACGGCGUUACUUGAGUACCACGGCGUUCCGGUUUAUCAGUCUAUGGCAAUGUUGAAGUCGAACAACGGAGUUAUGAACACGCUGGCCACUGACGGAGCGAGCAAGUUCGAUUUCACUGUGCAGAAUGACGGAAUGGACGUGACGUUGAAGACGAAGGUCGUGACGGCGAAGAUCACCGGAACUUUGAUCGACGAGCAGCCGAUCGCGAUCUACACGGUUGACAAGGUUUUGCAGCCGAAGGAGCUGUUUAAGGCCCAGGCUGAUACUCCGGCGCCGGCUCCGGCUCCAGAUGUGACCGCGGAUUCUCCCAAGCCGAGUACGAAGAAGUCGAAGAAGGCACCAUCUCCGUCGGACGAAGCGGACUCUCCGUCUCCGACUGACGAUGCGGCGGAUCAGGUGGCGGAUCAGAACGCAUCCGUUAGAUUCGACGGCGCGAGGUUUGGGUCGUUGAUUGUCUGUGUGUGGUGGAUUGUGAAGACAAUGUUGUAAGUGUUUUUUUUUUUUUUUUUUGGUUCCCAGUUUUUUUUAUUUAUAAUUUGGUAUUUAUUGAGGAACAGAAUAAGAGAGAUAGUGAUUUAAUUUUUCUAGUUUGUUUUAGUUUCUUUCUUUUUUUAGUGUGUGUGCAUUUUUUUUUCUUUCUCGGAAAGAAUUUCAAACAUUUGUAGUUGGAUUUUUAUUGGUGGAUGUUUGAAGAGAUUUUAUGAUUUUUUUUU